Zingiber officinale is the source of this 3758-nucleotide messenger RNA. RefSeq names its product phospholipid-transporting ATPase 1-like. The record is from RefSeq and is a predicted model, not a curated record. The transcript has 7 exons. Gene Ontology annotation, biological process: phospholipid translocation. Gene Ontology annotation, molecular function: magnesium ion binding; ATPase-coupled intramembrane lipid carrier activity; ATP binding. Lineage: Eukaryota; Viridiplantae; Streptophyta; Magnoliopsida; Zingiberales; Zingiberaceae. Gene Ontology annotation, cellular component: plasma membrane. The coding region runs from base 130 to 3657 and encodes 1175 amino acids.
UUCGGGAGACCGUCGUCGUCCUCGUCUUCCUCCUGCUUCCAUCGAUCGAGAGGUUAAAUACUUGUCUCUGUUCCGAUCUCGCCCUAUAGGGUAGUCGAAUCGAAAGGGAAGAGAAAGGGCAGGGCGAGAAUGGUCGGCGAAGGCCUCACCACUUCAGAAGAGGGAGAGGAAGAGUCUCCUAUUCCCCCUUCCUACCGCCAUCACCGGCGAAACUCCUCCUCCGCCGUCGCCGCCUCCUGCGACGGAUUCCCUAAGCAUUCUCACGUCCGCCACCCCUCCGGAGCCGACACUGAGCGCCUCGCUGCCUCGCAGCGCGAGCUCGCUGAGUCCGACUCCCGCCUCGUCUUCCUCGGCGACCCCGGCCUCUCCGACCCACGAUUCGAAAUGCCCCGCAACUCCAUCCGCACUGCCAAGUACUCCCUCAUCAUUUUCCUCCCCCGGAACAUCUUCGAACAGUUCCGCCGCCUUGCUUAUGUUUACUUUCUAGUCAUUGCCGUCCUCAACCAGCUCCCCCAGAUCGCAGUCUUCGGCCGCGGCGCCUCCAUCCUUCCCCUCGCAUUCGUCCUCCUCGUCACCGCCGUCAAGGACGCGUACGAGGACUGGCGCCGCCACCGAUCCGACCGCAUUGAGAACAACCGCGCCGCCUCCGUAUGCGACCCUCACUCCGGCCGAUUCUUCUCCAAGCGAUGGAAGGAGGUCCGCGUCGGCGAGGUCGUCAAGGUACUCGCCAAUGAGGGCAUCCCCUGUGACAUGGUCCUCCUCGCCACCAGCGAUCCCACCGGUGUCGCCUACGUCCAGACCAUCAACCUCGACGGCGAGUCCAACCUUAAGACCCGUUACGCCAAGCAAGAGACCAUGAUCCAUCCCCCCGGCGAAGACCACCCGGUCGACCCCGCCGGCUUCAUCCGCUGCGAGCAGCCCAACCGUAACAUCUACGGGUUUCUCGGCAAUAUGGAGGUCGACGGCAAGCGGGUAUCGCUCGGCCCAGCCAACAUUAUCCUCCGCGGGUGUGAGCUUAAGAACACGGCUUGGGUGAUUGGCGUCGCUGUAUACACCGGAAGCGAGACCAAGGUCAUGCUUAAUAGCUCCGGGGCGUCCUCGAAGCGUAGCAGACUGGAGACCCAAAUGAACAGGGAGACUCUGCUUCUCUCUGCCAUCUUAAUUGCACUUUGCCUGGUGAUGGCCAUUUGCAACGGGAUUUGGCUGGGCAACCAUUCUGAUGAUUUGGAGUUGGCUCAAUUCUUUAGGAAGAGGGAUUAUUCCGAUAGGGAUGACAAGGACGAGAAUUACAACUACUAUGGGCUUGGCAUGCAGGUCUUCUUUACUUUCCUGAUGUCAGUGAUUGUAUUCCAGAUCAUGAUUCCAAUUUCGCUCUACAUAUCCAUGGAAUUCGUCAGGCUUGGGCAGGCCUAUUUCAUGAUCCGCGAUGCCAAUUUGUACGAUGAGAGUUCCAAUUCUAGGUUUCAGUGUCGAGCUCUGAACAUAAAUGAGGACCUUGGGCAGAUCAAGCAUGUGUUCUCAGACAAGACAGGUACUUUGACAGAAAACAAGAUGGAGUUCCAAUGCGCCAGCAUUCGGGGGGUAGAUUACAGUGGUGGGACUUCUCUUCGUGAGAAUGGUGAAGAACAUUGUAUCGUAGCUGCUAGCAAUCAGAUUUUAAAGCCAAAGAUGUCAGUUAAGACAGAUCCUGAAUUAGUUAGGUUACUAAGAAAUAAAGGAGAGAGUGAGCAAGGAAAGCAAGCUAGAGAGUUCUUCCUUGCUUUGGCAUGCUGCAAUACUAUUGUCCCAUUGGUUGUGGAUACAUCAGACCCGAAACAGAAAUUAAUUGAUUAUCAAGGUGAAUCUCCUGAUGAACAGGCACUUGUUUAUGCAUCUGCUUCUUAUGGGUUUGUGCUUAUUGAGCGCACAUCUGGCCACAUAAUCAUUGAUGUCCUUGGGAACAAACAAAGAUAUGAUGUUUUGGGUCUUCACCAGUUUGAUAGUGAUAGGAAGAGGAUGUCAGUUAUAGUAUGCUGUCCUGAUAAGACAAUAAAGCUGUUUGUGAAAGGUGCAGACAAUUCUAUGUUUGGGGUUAUCCAGAAUAAGGUAGAUUUGUGCAUGAUUGAUGCAACUAAAGCAAAUCUUCAUGCAUAUUCAUCUUUGGGGUUGAGGACACUCGUUGUGGGCAUGCGUGAAUUAAGUAGGAAAGAAUUUGAAGAAUGGCAGUCUGUCUAUGAGAAUGCAAGCACAUCAUUAAUGGGUAGAGGAAAACUACUACGAGCUAUUGCUUCUAAUAUUGAAAAAGGUCUCCUAAUUUUGGGAGCUUCUGGGAUUGAGGAUAAACUGCAAGAAGGUGUACCAGAAGCCAUAGCAUCCAUGAGACAAGCAGGCAUCAAAGUCUGGGUUUUGACAGGGGAUAAGCAAGAAACUGCCAUUUCCAUUGGAUUUUCUUGUAAACUCCUAACGAGUCAAAUGACUCAGAUAGUGAUAAACAGUCAAUCCAGAGAAUCUUGUAGAAAAAGUCUACAAGAUGCAAUUGCUAUGUACAAAAAGUUUGCAGCAAUAUCACCCGAUCCUUUUGAAAAUAUAUUAACAGGCAUAGUAUCUACUAGAGUUCCAAUGGCUCUUAUCAUUGAUGGUACUAGCCUUGUGUUCAUUUUGGAGACAGAAUUAGAAGAAGAUCUGUUUAAGGUGGCCACAGUAUGUGAUGUGGUGCUAUGCUGCCGUGUGGCUCCAUUGCAAAAGGCUGGAAUAGUUGCUCUAAUAAAGAAUCGAUCAGAUGAUAUGACCCUCGCAAUAGGAGAUGGUGCAAAUGAUGUCUCUAUGAUCCAAAUGGCCGAUGUUGGUAUUGGGAUAAGUGGCCAAGAGGGAAGACAAGCUGUUAUGGCAUCCGAUUUUGCUAUGGGACAGUUCAGAUUCUUAGUGCCCCUUUUGUUGGUCCAUGGACAUUGGAAUUACCAGAGAAUGGCCUACAUGAUCUUGUACAACUUCUACAAAAAUGCUGUCUUCGUUUUCAUCCUAUUCUGGUAUGUUCUAUACACUGCUUAUACCUUAACAACUGCAAUAACAGAAUGGAGCAGCGCCUUAUAUUCCGCAGUCUACACUACUCUUCCCACGAUAGUCGUUGGAAUCCUCGACAAGGAUCUUAGCAGGAAGACAUUGAUGAAGUACCCCCAACUCUACAGGGCAGGUCAGAGGGAUGAAAGAUACAGCCUAAAGUUAUUUAUCCUCAUUAUGACGGAUGCAGUUUGGCAAAGUGUUGCCGUAUUCUAUAUCCCAUAUCUUGUAUAUAGACAAAGUACCAUUGACGGAUCCAGCAUCGGUGAUUUGUGGACCCUUGCCGUUGUUGUUCUUGUAAACAUUCACUUAGCUAUGGAUGUGCGUCGCUGGAACUGGAUCACCCACGCAGCUAUAUGGGGCUGCAUUGUCGCAACAGCUAUCUGUGUCAUCAUAAUUGAUUGCAUAUCGACGCUACCUGGUUACUGGGCCAUCUUCAAGAUAAUGGGGACUGGAUUGUUUUGGUUGUGUUUACUCGGCAUCACAGUAGCAGGGAUGCUUCCCCAUUUUUCGGCCAAGGUAUUGAAAGAGUACUUAAUGCCAAGUGACGUUCAAAUUGUUAGAGAGAUGGACAAGUUUUGGAGAAUAGCAGCAACUACAUCGGAAAUUCAAAAUGAAUAGAUGCUCAUUACCCCAGUUAUGAUUUGUUUUUCUUCUAGUUUUCUUUUGUUCAUUAGUUUAUUCUUUCAGCUAGCGGCGGGUCUUCUCGCCGGUGGUUUGCA